AAGCUUUACUGGACUAAAGACCUCAACAUCACAGAUGAAAUUUCUCCAUAUGCUUAGAUCAGCUGGUGUGAUGUUAUGGCGACCAGGGAAAAGUUGUUCCUCUAUACUGGGUCUUCUCAUCUACCUGGGAUGUGUCACUGCCCACAUUCCUCCAUUUCCGACAGGUUCGGCCUUCUCUGCCACACGUAGCAGCAGUGUUUUGGGUGGCACUCAGCAAGCUAUAACCUUUGACCGUCUCCUGGUUAACAUUGGUGAUGACUUUAACCCAGAUACGGGUCGUUUCCGAUGCCACUUGCCUGGCGCAUACUACUUCUCAUUCACGGUCGGAAAGUUUCCAAAAAAGAUGCUGUCGGUCAUGUUGGUGAAGAACGGGAUGGAGGUGCAAGCCAUGGCGUACAACGGAUACCGGAACCAAGGCCGCAAAGUGCACAGUCAAAGUGUGAUGAUCAGUCUGAAGCCCAUGGACACGGUUCACCUGCUACUACAUGAGAGCCCCAAGUAUGCCAUCUACAGCAAUGUCGGACCAUACAUAACAUUUAGCGGUUAUCUCGUCUAUCCAGACCCAACAUCCUCUGUGAGCUAUCUCAGUAACCACCUGUCUCCUCCAGGGCUUCAUCUUCCUGGAUGUCCUCCCUUUGUAGACCAUUAUUACGAUUGGAAAAGGAAAGUGGCCCAUGAGGAACCACGGUCUGCCUUUUCAGUUGCCAGGACAUCGUCAACAAAGGGGGAAAGCAAGGGUCAUCGGAAAAGAGAAGCUCUCACAUUUGAUGUGGAGUAUGUGAACAUAGGGGGUCAUUUCAACAAAACAUCCGGACGCUUCACCUGCCAUUUUCCCGGCGCGUACUUCUUUGCAUUUACCGUGGGGAAGCACCCUCAUCGGGUGUUGUCUGUCAAGCUGAUGACAGGUAGUGGAGAGGUGAAGGCCAUGGUGUUUGAUGAUGACACGUCUCGGAAGAGAGAGAUGCAGAGUCAGAGUCUAAUGUUGCCACUGAGAAGAGGAGACAGUGUUUGGCUGUACAGUCAACAGGAUGAAGGCUAUGCUGUUUACAGCAACCAAGGACGCUAUACAACCUUCUCUGGUUUCCUCAUCUACCCUAAUGGUGAAUCCAUGGACAGAAAUUUCCUGAGACCCUGAGCCAGGUCCAGUGCAAAAAAGGCCUGCCUAUUAAGCUUUAGUUUUUGUAUGAAUUCUGUUAAUACUUGCAUUUCUUUUGCUAAUGUGAUAAGGUCAUGUUCUUUUAUACUAUAGAUUACUUAAAUGCAUUAUUAUGUUGAAUGCUUUAUUCUGAUUGGUUGACAAAUGUUCCACAGGUGUUGAUUAUUUUCUGUAGUUGUAAAACGCACACCUAACCUGUCAAAAGUCUUAAAAUAACCACCAACAGUGUUUGCGGUAUAACUUGGUAUAAGCAGAAUAAUUGAAUCCGGUCCUUUAAAUUACGAGUCGUGCCACAUUACCACUUUGGGUGUGCAUUAUUUUCGAAUAACUCAACGGCCCGUCAUCAAUUAUUUCUUACAUCAGGUCCUUGUACAAUAUAGCUGAUGCAAAUCAUAAUGUUAAUAUUGUAUAAUUCUUGGGUGACAUUUAAUAUUAAUGGUUUAAUAAUCAUGUUCAUUUUUUGAAAUUAAUAAAAUUACUUAUACUGUAUAAUAAUUUGCAGAAAAUUAACUGUAAAUGAACUUUAAAGAGCAACCUAAAAACAUGUUAUUUUGUGUAUUUGGUAUAAUACAAUGUGUUUGCACAUUAUUUUCCACAU
Molecule: messenger RNA, 1754 nt
Organism: Misgurnus anguillicaudatus (oriental weatherfish)
Lineage: Eukaryota; Metazoa; Chordata; Actinopteri; Cypriniformes; Cobitidae
Gene: c1qtnf13
Product: C1q and TNF related 13
Molecular function (GO): protein binding
Source: RefSeq, a predicted model, not a curated record